UGUUCCCCCACUAACUGGCUUUUAAAGGAACCCCUCAACGCUCCACUCAUCCCACCGGUCCUCCGGUGACCACUAGUGCAAGAUAUGUUCUCGGCGCUCAGCCAAGCGGCCGGUGUGCUGUUGCGCUCUCUCAUCGCAGCCGUCUUUGGGGCAGCUGGUACAGUGAUCGGCGCUUUGGGCGGCAUCCGUGCAGGCUUUAUAAACGAGGAUGGUAUGAUGCAGGGGGCGCUGAUGGGUGCGAUCACGGGAGCUAUUGUCUCGGUGGAGCUUGCUAAGUCCCUCCUUAGCAUAUUUUUGUCCAAUGACUACUCUGUGGAAGCGCGGAUCAGACGGAUGCGGCUUGAGCUCCAGCACCUCACAGCGGCCAUGCUCCUGCGCGGCUCGGUGUUCGGAAGCAUAGGUAGCGCGUUAGACAGCCAGAUAGACGCACUACAGCGCCAGUCUUACCAACGAGAGCCUGGUGGCGACCUCUUUGAGCCGAGUUACCAUGUGAUGGCCGCGGGGAGGGCUUCAGUCGACAGGCUGCCGGUUACGCAGGCCACAAAGGAAACAGUAGGACAGCAGACCACCUGCCCCAUCUGUCUUCAUGUUAGCACACUUGGCCCUCUCUCUAUCUCUCCGCUAACUGCUAGCUUGAUAUCAGAGGUAGUAGUUUCAUAUUGGCAAAAAGAGAGAGAGAGAGGUAGUUGUUUCAUACCGAAGUGCAGUUGUGUAUUGACGCAAGAGGUGCUGUGUGUACUUGUUUUCAUCAGGAGUUCCAAGCCGGUGAGAGCGCCAGGAGGCUACCUGCAUGCUGCCACUUGUUCCAUCUGGUCUGCAUCGAUAACUGGCUUAUGUUGAAAUCCGACUGCCCCGUAUGCCGCCACACUGUUUACUAGCAAAGAGCAUCUCGAUAUAUCAAAGUGCCCCGCCGCAUUUGUAUUUUAUCUAACGUGCGAGUAUUUACGUUUAUCUUUGCGCAGAUGUUUUUGCGCUCCCAAUUCCCUUCCAUCCAAAAUAUAUGUCAUUUUAGAUAUACAUGUCCAAACAUAUAUAUGUAAGUUUGACCUUUAUUACCUCGGCCUUAUUAAAUUUUACUUAAACGUGCAAAUUCGUUUCUGAGUCCAGGCUCAGGGCUCAGCUGCACCUGAUAUAUUAUCCAUCCUGUCACAUGAGGAUUCAUGUUGCAAAUUGAAUUCUAACA
Molecule: messenger RNA, 1183 nt
Organism: Triticum dicoccoides
Lineage: Eukaryota; Viridiplantae; Streptophyta; Magnoliopsida; Poales; Poaceae
Product: NEP1-interacting protein-like 1
Exons: 3
Coding region: 85-840 (251 amino acids)
Source: RefSeq, a predicted model, not a curated record